Symbiodinium sp. CCMP2456 is the source of this 189-nucleotide messenger RNA. The record is from the annotation of a GenBank genome assembly. Lineage: Eukaryota; Dinophyceae; Suessiales; Symbiodiniaceae.
GAGUGUCGCGCCCUGGGCCGAAGCCAUGGAUGCGAUCACCAAUUCAUCCUUCCGCGCAGCUAUGAAGAGCUUACAGAAGCAAUUCUUCAGCGCCAAAAUCCAGGCACGUCAAGCUUCUUUGAGAGUCCGACACCCUGCAAAGGGCGGCUAGGUGCGGAAAUUUUGAGAGAGGCGAGGGAGCUGAUUUGA